AUGGCUGCCGAAUAUCCCGAUGUGCAAAAUGUGUUAGCAAAAAAAUCGCUUCCUCGAUCAGCAAAAGUUUAUUGGAUUGCUCAGCAACUGUCAUCGAUUGCUGGAUUUCCAUUUACAGUAUUUGGCAAGCAUAAGAAGUUUAAUGCAGACUUGUAUGCCGAUCUGGUGGCACCAAAUACCUCUUGUUCAUAUUUUACAGAAACCUGGCCUAAUGGAGCUGUUAAUUAUCCGAACACUUGUAAUACCACAAAUAAAGAUAUAUAUAACAUUGUCUCAAUUAAAAUCGCUAAUAUAACUUUCCCGACCACAAAGGAUCACUCGAAGUGGGCUGUUGCUGACCUGAUCAAAUGUGGAUACGUCUGUAUUGGUGACAUUAACAGACAGUAUUCCCAAAAUAAACGUGCGGGUGACGCAGCGUGCUUCCAGUAUAACCCAUUAUGGAAUUUGUACAGGAAUUUGAUUGAUGACUUUGAAGAAUGUCCAGUUUAG
This is a messenger RNA of Enterobius vermicularis (human pinworm), 489 nucleotides long. NCBI's taxonomy places the organism in Eukaryota, Metazoa, Nematoda, Chromadorea, Rhabditida, Oxyuridae. The record is from the annotation of a GenBank genome assembly.